AUGGGGCAGGGUAGUUGACCGAGGUAAAAUUAGUUUCAUAUUCGGUGGAUAUUCUCUCCUCAAUUUGCUACUGAACCCACAGGAGGUUGGUGCCACCUUAAUUGGGGAGGACAGGCUCGUGGCUGGAGCGGAAUAAUAUGCCAUAUUUACACUAGAUGAUACUAAACAAGGUUGGAAUGUUGUUACAUAAAUUAAAAAGAAGUACAAUAAUGAAUUAGACAAGCAGUAAAACAAAUAGUUGGAAUCCCACUGUGGAUGUAUUAGACUGUAUAAUUGUAUUGGAGGCAUACAUAUAUGACCUAUACAGCCUUACCUCUAGUGGACACCCAUGAAACGGGGUAUCAGCCUACUCGGUUACAUCCACAGAUUAUCAUUCCAAAGAGUUUACACAUAUUUUUUAUUUUAUUUAUUUUAUUUCACCUUUAUUUAACCAGGUAAACCAGUUGAGAACAAGUUCUCAUUUACAACUGCGACCUGGCCAAGAUAAAGCAAAGCAAUGUUAGCAUCAUAGCGUUUACUGCAGGACUUUGAAACCAGUGUGAGCCACAUUAGCCCAGUCAGCCUGUUGUACCUAUUGAACAUUCAUAUUGGACGUUUACUAUUAUCUAGGCCAAAUAUGGCAUUAUUUCUCUAUUUAUGUGAAAAUGGUGGUCCUCUGUAGCUCAGCUGGUAGAGCACGGCGCUUGUAACGCCAAGGUAGUGGGUUCGAUCCCCGGGACCACCCAUACACAAAAAAAAUGUAUGCACGCAUGACUGUAAGUCGCUUUGGAUAAGAGCAUCUGCUAAAUGGCAUAUUAUUAUUAUGUCAGUUUGCAUCAGUUUCAAUGGGGGACUUUUAUUUUGAAGGUGAAUGGCAAAUUACACUUGUGGCUAAUCAUUAUUGUGGAUAGCUUCAUAGGUAACAAUCCACACCAAAAAAAAAGGUGUGGAUUUUUCUCCAUCCUCCACUGAUUCAGAAUAUACCAUUUUCAUAGUCAUGGCAUGCUUGGUUCAAUAGCGAUUGAUGAUAGAACCGAAUACCCAAUAUAAAACACUUUUGACCUUGUUGGCUAGCAAGCUACCUUUCAGGCUAGGUGGUCUUUGCUCCCGUUCCUCCAGUUGUAUUUGAAACGGCUUUACAAACAGCAGCUAGUUAAAUUACUAAUGUAGCCAGCUAGUUCUGUCAGAGCAGGACAGGUUCUUCUUUGGGAUUGGGUUGGCAUAUCGCAUACAACUUUUAAGGUGCAUAUACCGCCACCUACAUUUACAUUUACGUCAUUUAGCAGACGCUCUUAUCCAGAGCGACUUACACAUUGGUGCAUUCACCUUAUAGCCAGUGGGAUAACCACUUCACAAUAUGUUAUUUUAUUUUUUUCCUCUUUUUUUGGGGUGGGGUAAGGGGGGUAGAAGGAUUGCUUUAUCCUAUCCCAGGUAUUCCUUAAAUGGAGUGGGAGGCCAGUCACGGCCUCCCUACAUUAAAUUGCUAUAUACAGCCCUGUUGAACAAAAAGCUGUGGAACUGGUAUCCAGGUCCAGAUGUCAACUUGAGGGGUCUCCACUGGUCUGUGAGGUAUCCAGGUCCAGAUGUCAUCUUGAUUGGUCUCCACUGUGGUCUGUGAGGUAUCCAGGUCCAGAUGUCAUCUUGAGGGGUCUCCACUGGUCUGUGAGGUAUCCAGGUCCAGAUGUCAUCUUGAGGGGGCUACACUGGUCUGUGAGGUAUCCAGGUCCAGAUGUCAUCUUGAGGGGUCUCCACUGUGGUCUGUGAGGUAUCCAGGUCCAGGUGUCAUCUUGAGGGGUCUCCACUGGUCUGUGAGGUAUCCAGGUCCAGAUGUCAUCUUGAGGGGUCUCCACUGGUCUGUGAGGUAUCCAGGUCCAGAUGUCAUCUUGAGGGGUCUCCACUGGUCUGUGAGGUAUCCAGGUCCAGGUGUCAUCUUGAGGGGUCUACACUGUGGUUUCCGAGGCAACCAGGGGUGUAUUCAUUAGUACACACUGUAAUAAAACGUUUUGCAACAAAACUAGUCCAAAGCGUUUCUUAUUGAACAAAUUCAGUCCCUCCCGCUUUGUUCCGUUUGGUUCCUAGUGACUGUAACCCAGUUGACUGUAGUUGUGGUGUCUUUGUCCCCAGGUGUGAUAUAGUCUCUACCCGGUAACGGGAUGGAGGCCCAACCAGAGGAGACGGCCGUGGUACCGGAGGUUCUUCAGAGCUCAGCAGAGACACACGGAGAGGAACCGGAACCUAACAACGCUACCAGCACCGAGCACCGGGAGGACAGAUGCACAGCUGAGACAGAACCUCAGGGACUGACCUCCGUGACCCCAGACAGCCGCUUACCGGGAGAGUUAACGGGAGGAGCAGAGGAGAUGGAGGUUACGGAGAAUCUCAACUCUGUCUGGAGCUCCGAGCUGGGAGACGGACACACCCCCCUCCCCCAGGACCCCCCCCAGGACCUCCCCCAGGACGGGGAGGACCCCCCCCAGGACCUCCCCCAGGACCUCCCCCAGGACGGGGAGGACCCCCCCCAGGACCUCCCCCAGGACGGGGAGGACCCCCCCCCAGGACCUCCCCCAGGACCCCCCCCAGGACCCCCCCCAGGACGGGGAGGACCUCCCCCAGGACCUCCCCCAGGACGGGGUGUGUGCCAGGGACCAGCGGGACGGCAGCAGCACCUCCUCAGACAGUGACUCAGACUCCUCUUCCUCCUGUGUGACGCUGGCUGUUGUGUCAGGUCAGGCAGAUGAUGAGGAAGAUGAUGAUGAAGGCUUCAGUCGGGCAAGGAAACCCUGUUCCAUCAGAACACUGGGCGAGACCCUGCCUGAGGUACUCCUGACCUCUCUAACCCCAGCCCUCUACUCUGGGAAUUCAGAACUUCAUGUGAAUAAAAAUAAAAUUAGCACCGUAUUCACAUUGACAAAUUUGCUGAACUAUUUUGUGUGUGUGUGUAGGAGUUGCCUGCUGUAGAGGAGUUGACGGUGGUUCUACCAGAGGAGGCGGAGAUACUGCCCCUAGGAUCAGUCACCAGUAUCAUCCAACAGCUGGGUUAGUCCCUCCACACUACACCUAGGAUCAGUCACCAGUAUCAUCCAACAGCUGGGUUAGUCCCUCCACACUGCCCCUAGGAUCAGUCACCAGUAUCAUCCCAACAGCUGGGUUAGUCCCUCCACACUACACCUAGGAUCAGUCACCAGUAUCAUCCAACAGCUGGGUUAGUCCCUCCCACACUACACCUAGGAUCAGUCACCAGUAUCAUCCAACAGCUGGGUUAGUCCCUCCACCACUACACCUAGGAUCAGUCCCCAGUAUCAUCCAACAGCUGGGUUAGUCCCUCCACACUACAACCUAGGAUCAGUCACCAGUAUCAUCCAACAGCUGGGUUAGUCCCUCCACACUACACCUAGAUCAGUCACCGGUAUCAUCCAACAGCUGGGUUAGUCCCUCCACCUACACCCUAGGAUCAGUCACCAGUAUCAUCCAACAGCUGGGUGUUAGUCCCUCCACACUACACCUAGGAUCAGUCACCAGUAUCAUCCAACAGCUGGUUAGUCCCUCCACACUACAACCUAGGAUCAGUCACCAGUAUCAUACAAACCAGUGGGGUUAGUCCCUCCACACUACACUAGGAUCAGUCACCAGUAUCAUCCCAACAGCUGGGUUAGUCCCUCCACACUAACACCUAGGAUCAGUCACCAGUAUCAUCCAACAGCUGGUUUAGUCCCUCCACACUACACCUAGGAUCAGUCACAGUAUCAUCCAACAGAUGGGUUAGUCCCCUCCACACGACACCUAGAUAGUCACCAGUAUCAUCCAAACAGCUGGGUUAGUCCCCUCCCACACUACACCUAGGAUCAGUCAACCAGUAUCAUCCAACAGCUGGGUUUAGUCCCUCCCACACUACACCUAGGAUCAGUCACCAGUAUCAUCAACAGCCUGGGUUAGUCCCUCCACACUAACCCCUAGGAUCAGUCACCAGUAUCAUCCAACAGCUGGGUUAGUCCCUCCACACUACACCUAGGAUCAGUCACCAGUAUCAUCCAACAGCUGGGUUAGUCCCUCCACACUACACCUAGGAUCAGUCACCAGUAUCAUCCAAACAGCUGGUUAGUCCCUCCACACUACACCUAGGAUCAGUCACCGGUAUCAUCCAACAGCUGGGUUAGUCCCUCCACACUACACCUAGGAUCAGUCACCAGUAUCAUCCAACAGCUGGGUUAGUCCCUCCACACUACACCUAGGAUCAGUCACCAGUAUCAUCCCAACAGCUGGGUUAGUCCCUCCACACUACACCUAGGAUCAGUCACCAGUAUCAUCCAACAGCUGGGUUAGUCCCUCCACACUACACCUAGGAUCAGUCACCGGUAUCAUCCAACAGCUAGUCCCUCCACACUACACCUAGGAUCAGUCACCAGUAUCAUCCCUCCACACUACACCUAGGAUCAGUCACCAGUAUCAUCCCAACAGCUGGGUUAGUCCCUCCACACUACACCUAGGAUCAGUCACCAGUAUCAUCCAACAGCUGGGUUAGUCCCUCCACACUACACCUAGGAUCAGUCACCAGUAUCAUCCAACAGCUGGGUUAGUCCCUCCACACUACACCUAGGAUCAGUCACCAGUAUCAUCCAACAGCUGGGUUAGUCCCUCCACACUACACCUAGGAUCAGUGACCAGUAUCAUCCAACAGCUGGGUUAGUCCCUCCACACUACACCUAGGAUCAGUCACCAGUAUCAUCCAACAGCUGGGUUAGUCCCUCCACACUACACCUAGAUCAGUCACCAGUAUCAUCCAACAGCUGGGUUAGUCCCUCCACACUACACCUAGGAUCAUCACCAGUAUCAUCCAACAGCUGGGUUAGUCCCUCCCACACUACACCUAGGAUCAGUCACCAGUAUCAUCCAACAGCUGGGUUAGUCCCUCCCACACUACACCCUAGGAUCAGUCACCAGUAUCAUCCAAAAAGCUGGGUUAGUCCCUCCACACUACACCUAGGAUCAGUCACCAGUAUCAUCCCAACAGCUGGGUUAGUCCCCACACUACACCUAGGAUCAGUCACCAGUAUCAUCCAACAGCUGGGUUAGUCCCUCCACACUACACCUAGGAUCAGUCACCAGUAUCAUCCCAACAGCUGGGUUAGUCCCUCCACACUACACCUAGGAUCAGUCACCAGUAUCAUCCAACAGCUGGGUUAGUCCCUCCACACUGCCCCUAGGAUCAGUCAACAGUAUCAUCCAACAGCUGGGUUAGUCCCUCCACACUACACCUAGGAUCAGUCACCAAGUAUCAUCCAACAGCUGGGUUAGUCCUCCACACUACACCUAGGAUCAGUCACCAGUAUCAUCCAACAGCUGGGUUAGUCCCUCCACACUACACCUAGGAUCAGUCACCAGUAUCAUCCAACAGCUGGGUUAGUCCCUCCACACUCACCUAGGAUCAGUCACCAGUAUCAUCCAAACGCUGGGUUAGUCCCUCCACACUACACUAGGAUCAGUCACCAGUAUCAUCCAACAGCUGGGUUAGUCCCUCCACACUACACCUAGGAUCAGUCACCAGUAUCAUCCCAACAGCUGGGUUAGUCCCUCCACACUACACCUAGGAUCAGUCACCAGUAUCAUCCAACAGCUGGGUUAGUCCCUCACACUACACCUAGGAUCAGUCACCAGUAUCAUCCAACAGCUGGGUUAGUCCCUCCACUACACUAGGAUCAGUCACCGUAUCAUCCACAGCUGGGUUAGUCCCUCCACACUACACCUAGGUUCAGUCACCAGUAUCAUCCCAACAGCUGGGUUAGUCCCUCCACACUACAACUAGGAUCAGUCACCAGUAUCAUCCAACAGCUGGGUUAGUCCCUCCACACUACACCUAGGAUCAGUCACCAGUAUCAUCCAACAGCUGGGUUAGUCCCUCCACACUACACCUAGGAUCAGUCACCAGUAUCAUCCAACAGCUGGGUUAGUCCCUCCACACUUACACCUAGGAUCAGUCACCAGUAUCAUCCCAACAGCUGGGUUAGUCCCUCCACACUACACCUAGGAUCAGUCACCAGUAUCAUCCCUCCACACUGCACCUAGGAUCAGUCACCAGUAUCAUCCAACAGCUGGGUUAGUCCCUCCACACUACACCUAGGAUCAGUCACCAGUAUCAUCCCUCCACACUGCCCCUAGGAUCAGUCACCAGUAUCAUCCCAACAGCUGGGUUAGUCCCCUCCACACUACACCUAGGAUCAGUACCAGUAUCAUCCAACAGCUGGGUUAGUCCCCUCCACACUACACCUAGGAUCAGUCACCAGUAUCAUCCCUCCACACUACACCUAGGAUCAGUCACCAGUAUCAUCCCUCCACACUACACCUAGGAUCAGUCACCAGUAUCAUCCCAACAGCUGGGUUAGUCCCUCCACACUACACUAAGGGAUCAGUCACCAGUAUCAUCCAACCAAUGGGUAGUCCUCCAGCACUACACCUAGGAUCAGUCACCUGUAUCAUCCAACAGCUGGGUUAGUCCCUCCACACUACACCUAGGAUCAGUCACCAGUAUCAUCCCAACAGCUGGGUUAGUCCCUCCACACUACACCUAGGAUCAGUCACCAGUAUCAUCCAACAGCUGGGUUAGUCCCUCCACACUACACCUAGGAUCAGUCACCAGUAUCAUCCAACAGCUGGGUUAGUCCCUCCACACUACACCUAGGAUCAGUCACCAGUAUCAUCCCAACAGCUGGGUUAGUCCCUCCACACUACACCUAGGAUCAGUCACCAGUAUCAUCCCAAACAGCUGGGUUAGUCCCUCCACACUACACCUAGGAUCAGUCACCGGUAUCAUCCAACACUACACCUCCACAUCGGGAUUUCAAUAUUCAACGGAGGGCCGCACAUCUUUUUUUGGGGACCGAUUUGUUUGUCAAAAUCAAUUUGUGGGCCAGAAAAGGUGGGAGUUAUUUGUUACAUAUUGCAGCUUUAGUGCAAUACUUUUAAAUUAUAUUAUGUGAGCUAAAUAUAUAUUUAUAUAAAAACAGUUUCCUUUUUUUAUAAUUCUAAAUUUACUGUCCCCACUACAACAACAAAGUAAUUAAAUACAUGUGAUCUUGUCCUUGAAACAUUUAAUUGAAAAACUGUAGAAUUCCAUUCAUUCCUAUGGAGACCUGCUCCUACUGGGGAGGGCCAAUAUGGAUACCUGCUCCUACUGGGGAGGGCCAAUAUGGAUACCUGCUCCUACUGGGGAGGGCCAAUAUGGAUACCUGCUCCUACUGGGGAGGGCCAAGAUGGAUACCUGCUCCUACUGGGGAGGGCCAAGAUGGAUACCUGCUCCUACUGGGGAGGGCCAAGAUGGAUACCUGCUCCUACUGGGGAGGGCCAAUAUGGAUACCUGCUCCUACUGGGGAGGGCCAAUAUGGAUACCUGCUCCUACUGGGGAGGGCCAAUAUGGAUACCUGCUCCUACUGGGGAGGGCCAAUAUGGAUAUCUGCUCCUACUGGGGAGGGCCAAUAUGGAUACCUGCUCCUACUGGGGAGGGCCAAUAUGGAUACCUGCUCCUACUGGGAGGGCCAAUAUGGAUACCUGCUCCUACUGGGGAGGGCCAAUAUGGAUACCUGCUCCUACUGAGGAGGGCCAAUAUGGAUACCUGCUCCUACUGGGGAGGGCCAAUAUGGAUACCUGCUCCUACUGGGGAGGGCCAAUAUGGAUACCUGCUCCUACUGGGGAGGGCCAAUAUGGAUACCUGCUCCUACUGGGGAGGGCCAAUAUGGAUACCUGCUCCUACUGGGGAGGGCCAAUAUGGAUACCUGCUCCUACUGGGGAGGGCCAAUAUGGAUACCUGCUCCUACUGGGGAGGGCCAAUAUGGAUACCUGCUCCUACUGGGGAGGGCCAAUAUGGAUACCUGCUCCUACUGGGGAGGGCCAAUAUGGAUACCUGCUCCUACUGGGGAGGGCCAAUAUGGAUACCUGCUCCUACUGGGGAGGGCCAAUAUGGAUACCUGCUCCUACUGGGGAGGGCCAAUAUGGAUACCUGCUCCUACUGGGGAGGGCCAAUAUGGAUACCUGCUCCUACUGGGGAGGGCCCAAUAUGGAUACCUGCUCCUACUGGGGAGGGCCAAUAUGGAUACCUGCUCCUACUGGGGAGGGCCAAUAUGGAUACCUGCUCCUACUGGGGGAGGGCCCAUAUGGAUACCUGCUCCUACUGGGGAGGGCCAAUAUGGAUACCUGCUCCUACUGGGGAGGGCCAAUAUGGAUACCUGCUCCUACUGGGGAGGGCCAAUAUGGAUACCUGCUCCUACUGGGGAGGGCCAAUAUGGAUACCUGCUCCUACUGGGGAGGGCCAAUAUGGAUACCUGCUCCUACUGGGGAGGGCCAAUAUGGCCGACCGGUGGCAUCAAAGCCUCUCAUUGGCCAAUACAUAGAAUCAGCAAUCCAGGGUUGAAAUACAUCAUUGGCUGGAUCCGGCCCACGAGCCGUAGUUGACCCACCCCACCUUACACACUACACCAGUGGUAUUGAAAGUAUGGAUCGCAACCCCUAAUGGGGGGGGAAACAAAACAUUAACAGUUGGUUUUCUGGAUUUUGAUCAAAGAGAUGAAAAUGUAAUGAAUUUAAGGUUAUUUGUUGUAGGAAAAAUCUAAAUUGACCGAUUUUUAAGGUUGUGUUAUUGGAAUGGGGUCCCACAGGGCGGGUUUGGCCGGGGUAGGCCGUCAUUGGAAAUAAGAAUUUGUUCUUAACUGACUUGCCUCGUUAAAUAAAGGUAAAACGGGCAGAAAAUGGACCCCCCUGAAGCCAUACACACUACACCCUAACCCCUCUUGGUGACUGUUUCCUCUACAGUGAUCAUACAGUCAUUGAAGGACACGCCCCCUCUGAAGGACGACAGCGUCAUCUUCAACUCUGAUAGGCUUGGCCUGUUGCGCCAAGGUUAGGAGUGACUUAGAGGACUGGGGGAGGAGUCCUCACGAAUACUGGAGCUUUAUGGAGGUUUUUCCUCUCUUGUAUGCUAUCCUUUUGGUAAUCUUCCUCUCGCUCUUUCUUGUCGUAUUCUGGUUCUAUAGAGUAGGCAGUCUAAGGCUGGAUCGGUGAGUAUAUGGAGGUCGUCUACCUUCGAGUCGAGAGCUCGUAGUGAGAGAGGUUCGCUCUCUUCUUGUACUGAUCGAUCUGCUCCAUUUCGUCCGCUCUCCUUGCUCGUCUCGAUACAUACGAUGCGCGGGAUCUCUUCUCCUAUUCGUGCUGGUCUCGCAUGUAUCCUGAGGAGAUUUAUCGUAAUACGAGCAGUCGCUCUUAUCGAGUCUCUGCUCCUCUGGGCUCAGUCUCCUCUUACUUAUCCUCCGUCUCUACUCACGCGCUAUUGAGUGUGGAACGCUCCACGUCUCGAUUGUGCGUUAAUCAGUGCUGUCAUCGAGCUGAGUCGCUGAGGUUUUCUGAGUUGGAGGCAUCGGUCUCUCAGCCACGUCCUGGGGCGUUCUACUCAGGUCUAAGAAGAUACUAGCUCUCUCUCCUCUCAUCUCUUGACGGGCCCGCUCAGUCUCCUUCUACUGAUUUACUCAGGUGACAUCCAAACGUGCAGCUAGAUUCCGUUCUACGCCCCGUCUCUCACUGACUACACCCUGUACAUCCUCACUGACAGCUACUGACGGUCAGUCACACACUGACUACACCCUGUACAUCCUCACUGACCAGCUACUACAGUCAGUCACACACUGACUACACCCUGUACAUCCUCACUGACCAGCUACUACAGUCAGUCACACACUGACUACACCCUGUACAUCCUCACUGACCAGCUACUACAGUCAUUGAAGGACACGCCCCUCGGAAGGACGGGGAAAGAGUCAUCUUCAACUCGGAUAGGCUGGCAGAGUGGGCAAGUAGGAGGGGCGUAGAAGACGGGGGAAGGAGUCCUCAGAAUUAA
Coregonus sp. 'balchen' is the source of this 9853-nucleotide messenger RNA. NCBI's taxonomy places the organism in Eukaryota, Metazoa, Chordata, Actinopteri, Salmoniformes, Salmonidae. The record is from the annotation of a GenBank genome assembly.